Pelodiscus sinensis (Chinese soft-shelled turtle) is the source of this 1406-nucleotide messenger RNA. RefSeq names its product serpin B10. The record is from RefSeq and is a predicted model, not a curated record. Lineage: Eukaryota; Metazoa; Chordata; Testudines; Trionychidae. Gene Ontology annotation, molecular function: serine-type endopeptidase inhibitor activity. Gene Ontology annotation, biological process: negative regulation of endopeptidase activity.
AGGCGAGAAGGAAGAACAAUUGCUUUAUAUUUCUAAAUGUCUGUAUUACCUAACAAACAGACUCAGAACCUGGCAAAGGACACAAGUAAUUUCUCCUCUCUCACAGGAAUUUGAGGUUUCAGCAAUGGCUUCUCUCUCAGCAUCAAAUGGCAGCUUUACUGUUGACCUUUUAAAAAAGCUGGAUGAAUCUUAUUCAGGAAAAAAUAUUUUCUUUUCCUCUUGGAGUAUCUCAUCUGCACUGGCCAUGACUUAUGUAGGUGCAAAAGGUAACACUGCAACCCAGAUGGCUGAGGUGCUUCAUUUUAAGAAAACUACAGGAACUGGAGACUGUUUACAGGUGACAAGAACUUCUCGUGGGAGGCCAAAGAAAAGGAAGAUGGACCCUGACAACUGCAAAGAUGAAGACAUUCAUUCUGCGUUCCAGGCAUUAAUCUCUUUAAUCAACAAACCACAAACUUCUUACUUGCUUAAAACUGCCAACAGACUGUAUGAGGAACAGACUCUUCCAUUCCGUAGGGAAUUUGUAGAAUUUGUUCAAAAAUAUUACCAUGCAGAGCCACAAGCAGUUGACUUUAUAAAAGCUGCAGAACAAGUCAGAAAAGAAAUUAAUUCCUGGGCUGAAAGCCAAACUGAGGGGAAAAUCCAGAAUCUGUUGCCUAAAGGUGCUGUUCAUGCCAACACUGUACUGGUCUUGGUUAAUGCCAUUUACUUCAAAGGAAAGUGGAAAAAGAGAUUUCUGAAUGAAAACACAUCUGAGCAUCUCUUCAGACUGAGCAAGACCAAGACUAAACUAGUGCAGAUGAUGCAUCUCCAAGAUACAUUUUCAACAUGCUACUUGGAACCAAUGAAGGUCAAAAUCGUUGAGCUUCCAUACGUCAAUGAUGACCUCAGCAUGCUCAUCCUAUUACCAGAUGACAUUGAGGAUAAAUCUACUGGUCUGGAACAGCUAGAAAGGGAACUGACCUAUGAGAAUGUAUCCAAAUGGACCAGUCCAGAAAUGAUGAUGAUGUCAGAAGUGGAGUUGUCUCUGCCCAGGAUCAAGCUGGAAGAGAGCUAUAACCUCAAGUCCACUUUGAGCAGUAUGGGGAUGAAAGAUGCUUUCAGUCCGGGCCAAGCUAACUUCACAGGGAUGUCUGAGCAUGAUGAUCUCUAUUUGUCACAAGUUUUUCACAAGUCCUUUGUUGAGGUCAAUGAAGAAGGCACUGAGGCUGCAGCUGCCACUGGAGCUGUUAUAGUAGUGAGAUCAUCUGCCAAUCCUGUACAAUUUAAGGCAGAUCACCCUUUCCUCUUCUUCAUCAGGCACAACACAACUAUGAGCAUCCUCUUCUUUGGCAGAUUCUGCUCUCCCUAGAAUACUACUAAAAGGCAUGCAAUUGAGAAAUGCAAAUUAAAACUUGCAAUUCAAA